GAUUGGUUGCAUUUCAGAAUUUUUUCUUUCUUGUUGAGUUCUCAUAAAAUCAAGUAAAAGUAGAAUCGCCAUUAUCGUUUUGUUCACCGGUGGUCUGGGUGUGUUUUGUGAUUGGUGGCAAGUGACAGUUGACCAAAAAACAAAACGUGGAAAUUCAGCUGUACAAUGUACAGCAACAGUUUUGCCAAUCAAAUGUACCGGGGGGCUAACCGGGAGCAGAUGGGGUCUAAGAAUAGGUACUGGAGGAGCCAGCAGGCUCAGAGCGAAGUAGUGGACCAGAAGCCCGGGAGCAAGGGCAGGCAGCCGGGCGAGAACCUCAGGAAGCCCCACUGGGACUCGGGCAGUCUGCAGCCGUUCCUCAAGAACUUUUACGUUCCGCACGCAAACAUUCUCGGCAGGUCGGUGGAGGAGAUAGACAAGUACCGGAACAGCAAGGCCAUCACCGUCAAGGGAAACAACGUCCCUCAUCCGAACCAGUUCUUCGAGGAGGGCAACUUCCCGGACUACGUGAUGCAGGAGAUCCUGAAGCAGGGGUUCGCGGAGCCCACGGCCAUCCAGGCCCAGAGCUGGCCCAUCGUGCUGAGCGGGCGCGACCUGGUGGGCAUCGCGCAGACGGGCUCAGGCAAGACGCUGGCCUACGUGCUGCCCGCCACGGUGCACAUCAACAACCAGCAGCGUCUCGGCUGGGGCGAGGGCCCCAUCGUGCUGAUCCUGGCGCCCACGCGCGAGCUGGCCCAGCAGAUACAGACCGUGGCGCGGGACUUCGGCUCCUCCUCGCUCAUCCGCAACACCUGCGUCUUCGGCGGCGCCCCCAAGGGCCCGCAGGCCAGAGACCUGGAGCGUGGUGUGGAGAUCGUAAUUGCGACUCCUGGACGGCUGAUUGAUUUCCUGGAGAGAGGCAUUACUAAUCUCCGGCGCUGCACCUACUUGGUCCUGGACGAAGCAGACAGAAUGCUGGAUAUGGGUUUCGAACCACAGAUUCGCAAAAUUAUCGAGCAGAUUCGGCCCGAUCGCCAGGUGCUGAUGUGGUCGGCGACGUGGCCCAAGGAAGUGCAGGCUCUCGCCGAAGACUUUUUGACAGAUUACAUUCAGGUAAACAUUGGGUCACUGCAACUUGCUGCCAAUCAUAACAUCAUUCAGAUUGUGGACGUGUGUCAAGAACACGAGAAGGAGGAGAAGCUGUCGAAACUUCUCAGAGAAAUUGGAGCAGACAAGGGGAAUAAAACGAUAAUCUUCGUAGAAACAAAGAAGAAAGUUGAUGACAUCACCAAGGCAAUUCGUCGUGAAGGCAGUUUUCCAGCAAUCAGCAUUCAUGGUGACAAAUCUCAACCAGAGAGAGAUUAUGUUCUCACAGAUUUUAGAAAUGGCAAGUCAUCUAUCCUGGUUGCAACAGAUGUAGCAGCAAGAGGUCUUGAUGUUGAGGAUGUGAAGUAUGUCAUCAACUUUGACUACCCAAACACAUCAGAAGAUUACAUCCAUCGCAUUGGACGCACUGGGCGUUGCAAUUUGACAGGAACAGCCUAUGCAUUCUUCACGCCAAACAACGCGCGCCAGGCCAAAGACUUGAUAGCAGUGCUGGAAGAAGCUGAGCAGAAGAUAAAUCCCAAACUGGUUGAAAUGGCUAACUUGGCUAAGAACUCUUUUGGAGGCCGUAACCGCUGGAACAGCCGCAACAAGGAGGGCGGCAGCGGGCAGGCGCACGCGAAGGCCAGCGGCUCGCCCACCUGGAGCCAGGGCUCGCAGGGCGCGCGCUUCGCGGGCGUGAACGGCAGCGUGCGCGGCCAGGAGGCGUACAGGGGCGGCGGCAGCGGCGGGGGGUACCACUACGGCCAGCAGGGCGGCUACCAGCAGCAGGGAGGCUACGGCCAGCAGGGCGGCCACUACCAGCAGCAGGGGGGCAGUCCCGCGGGGCGCGCCUACGCCGGCCAGGGCAUGGGGGGAGGCUACCAGGGCCACCAGGGCCACCAGGGCCACCAGGGCCAGAGGUUCAACAGGGGCAACCAGGGCUACGCGGGGGGUGGCAGCGGGGGCUCUGCCCAGCAGCACUCGCCACACCACGGCAUGUACUCGGUGCCGCCGCCCUUCGUGCUGCAGCCGACCACCGAGGCCAGCAUGCAGAGCAUCCUCAACAGCAAGUUCUUCCAGUCGAGCCGCCCGCCGCCGACCAACCCCUGUGCCUACCAGAACAUGGCCGCCAACCCCUUCGGGCAGUACCACCAGCCGGUGCCGCCGUAUGCCUACGGCUACGGCCAGCCCGCGGCCGUACAACAGUAAGCCCCCGACCCAGCCUCCCCUUGCUGCGGCCUCAACAGCGGUCGUCUCUGCUUGCCUGCGUGUAUCGUUUGGUUCUUUCUUUCAUUACUCAUUCGUGUAGCUUGUAGUUUCCUAAAUAUCUAUCUUUCAUUUUUUCAUUAUGGAAAUUCGUACUGUAGUGAGCAUUCACUUGCAUUAUAUAUACAUAACCAUAAUUAUAUUGGUGUGGGAGUUGAACUUCCUCUGUGUUUAUUUUUUUUUCAUAGAAUUCCUGUUCAGAUGACCACAUUCCACUGUUUUCAUUUCUCGUCGAUUAACUGUUUGUAGGAUUACAUAAUAUUUCUGUAUGCUGUUGAGAUGCACGAAACGUUCAGAAGGGGGGGUGGGUUGGGGGCAAACACCUUGUUUUAUGUAAUAGUAAUUAAUGUAUAAGGCCACAUCCUGGUACUAGCAAAGAACACAGAUAUUUGUAUAAUAAUGUACAUAGGAAUGAGAAAAUUUUUAUAUACAUUUUGAAUUCGAGGAAGGGCGUCAUCCUUCUUGGAAAUGUAUAUCUUUCUGACUCGAAUGAGCUCUGGGUUCUUUGCAGCACCACGUAUGAUAUCUUAAAAAAAGCGUCAUCGGAAAUUAUCUGAAGCGCUACGAUUAUUUAUUUGUUCCAUGUGCUGCAUGCGGUGACAAUGCUUUAGUAUUGUUGAGUUUUGUAUUUUUUACUGAAAAGUUUGUCUUUUGAUGUUCCUUAACCCCCUACAAAGAUCUGUCCACCGUCAAGGGUCGUGUACAUAGUAGUUUUAAAAGAAAUUCAAAAUAAUGUGUGUAAAUUUUACGAACCAAACCUUACGGUUUGAAAUUCACACACUUGUACUGUGAUAUAUACGUAUUAUAUAGAAUAUUUAUAACAUUAAGUUGCAGUGUCCAAGAGAAAGGUCGGUAGAACCAUCCUAACAACGAUGCACAGUAUUCUCAUAAGGAUAGGAAUAAUUGCGUAGUUUUAUAGCGUGUGAUAUUUUUCUUAAGACUGACUGUAAUUGUAUUUGUAUUCUGCAUCUUCAAAAGAUGUGCGGAAGUUAACAACACUUCACUCGGCAUGUUUUCAAAAUGAAACUGAUUUUUUUAUUAUUGUGUUGAUAGUUUCUGUUAUGUUUGUAAUUGUGAGUGAAAUUUGCUGGGUGGACAAUUGUAUUAGUUUAUAAUUUUUUGUGUACGUUAAUGGUUUUUAGAGAUGCGGAUAGACGAUCUCUCUGCCAACCUUUCUCAUGGUAGUGGCAAGCAUUUCAACUGGAGUACAGUCUGCUAAAGGUUGUCAGUGAGCAGUGAGCGUGUGCCUACGGGGCACAGUGUUCAACACUUCAGUAUGUAGAUAGAUUAUUUUACUAAAUUGGCAGUGCGACUGCUGGUUUCUGACCACGAGCAUAGUAAUUGCGACCCUUGUGAAAGUGAUAGAUUAAUGCAUCUUCCCGGGAGUCGAGGAAGUAGCCGACUCUUCUGUAGGUUUCCUUAAAGUGCAUUUCUCGUAUGUAAUACAGUAUUAUGAAGAACUGUGUAAGGCAGUGUGUUGUAUUGUGUAAAAAAUCUUUCAGACUUGGAAUUGGAAGAUAUUUCUCAUUUCAAGAAACUGGCUUAUUUUGUAUACAGCAUUGAAAUGUGACGUAAUUCCAUUGAGAGUUAAUACAAAUUUCUGGUUUUAGUGAGAUGCUAUUUAGUUUUGGAUUAAAAUAUUGCUAGUAACCUUUCUGCUUGGUGUGAAUGCGAAAUAAAUUAGAAAAAGUUAUUAGGAAGUCAGGUAUAUACCGGUAAGUCUGACAGGUUUAUUUUGUUCUUGGUGUGUACUAGUUCUUAUCUAUUUAAAUGUGUACUUUGUCUUAAGUUUCUUGACAUUUUGUAAUGAAUGUAAUUUUGGCUUGAAUUUUAAAAAUUCAAAUUCGUGCAAACUAUGCAGUUUGGAAGUAUAUUACAAAUACUUGAAUAAUAAAUCAUACCUAAUUAUAAUGUGUUAUUUAUUUUCUUAAGGUCAUGUAACUUCUCAUUUGCUUGGUGUUUGUAAUGCAGUUGUUAAAUGUGUGUCCAUGCUUUUGGGUUUUUUUUUUUUUUUUGGAGGGGUUUGUUUUUAAAUUGUAUUGCUUAAUUAUGUUUUGAGUAGUAUGAGCAUCUAAAUUGUAAAAUAUUUAAUUAGUGUUUUGUGCACUUACUUCAAGUAAAACAUGUUGAAGAUUGCAAAUAUAA
Molecule: messenger RNA, 4476 nt
Organism: Bacillus rossius redtenbacheri
Lineage: Eukaryota; Metazoa; Arthropoda; Insecta; Phasmatodea; Bacillidae
Exons: 12
Coding region: 166-2274 (702 amino acids)
Cellular component (GO): ribonucleoprotein complex; nucleus; cytoplasm
Molecular function (GO): RNA binding; RNA helicase activity; ATP binding
Source: RefSeq, a predicted model, not a curated record